Molecule: messenger RNA, 884 nt
Organism: Saprolegnia diclina VS20
Lineage: Eukaryota; Oomycota; Saprolegniomycetes; Saprolegniales; Saprolegniaceae
Exons: 6
Coding region: 46-819 (257 amino acids)
Molecular function (GO): protein binding
Source: RefSeq, a predicted model, not a curated record
GCAAGGACCUGCGUCGCCGAUCGUUUCAGCCGUAACGACUACAACAUGGGCGGCGACAAGCUGGCAGCGCUGCUGGCCAAAGCCAAAAGCCUCGAGAAGCAAAAGCAGCCCGUCCAGCACGUUCGGCGCGACGUCAACUGGUGGGUCGCCCGGUACGGGCACGCCGUGACGCCUACGAGAGAGAAGGACGCGCCGGCCGUCGAGGCUAUCUACCGCGCCAUAGUCGCCAACGACGUACAGGCACUUCGCCACCGACUACAGACCCACCGCCACUUGUGCUAUGUCAAGCUCUUUGGCGACAACAAGCGAACAGCGCUGUACGUUGCGAGUGCCCUUGGCAAGCUCGAGUGUGUCAAGGAGCUCCUGAAGCAGGGCGCAGACCCGCGCGUGGCCUGCGGCGGGUACUUGCCCACGGACGUGGCAGGCGCCUAUGCACGCGACCCCGUCGCGACGAUGAAGAUCAAGCACCUCUUUGGCGCGUUUCCACGCCCGCAAGUGCUUCUGGUGCCUCAUGCAACGAGCAAAGGUCGGUGCGUAGUUGGAAUACACACGGCGAUGGUCGACGACGUAGAGGGGCGCUGCCGCGUCGACAUUCACUUUAGUGAGCCCAUCUGGGACUUUGCACCAUCGGAUAUCCUCUUGACGGGCUGCGUCUGCGUCCACUUUACACUCUAUACGGACGACUUUUUUGCGAUUUCUCUUCAGCUCCAGGGCUCCGCGUCGGUCACCGUGCCCAAGCAUGCAGCUCGGCGCAAAGGGUCUGGCGUGCCCAACGACGCGUCGACCACGCUUCCUCUCGACCGUCACCAACAACGCUAAGCAUUUAGUUCUCUUGCUAUUAUAAGCUACCGUCCAUCAGCUAACGACGAGACCUGGCAACGGCA